ACGCCGUCGCGUCAGGUCCAUGACUUCCGGCGGAAGAAGAAGCCGGUUCCGGGUUUUGGCCGACUGCAGGCGAGAAGUAUGUGAUAAGGACUCUCUGAAAGUUUGCUGAUUUGAGAAGGCCCCUUCUUGUUCAAUGGAUGAUGGCAUUUGAGCAGAUCCCAAAAAAGGAUUGGUACAGCAUUCUGGGGGCAGACCCAUCUGCCAGUGUGUCAGACCUAAAACAAAAGUAUCAAAAACUCAUAUUAAUGUAUCAUCCAGAUAAACAAAGUGCAGAUGUGCCAGCAGGAACAGUGGAGCAAUGUAUACAGAAGUUCAUCGAAAUUGAUCAGGCAUGGAAAAUUCUAGGGAAUGAAGAGACAAAAAAAGAGUAUGACCUGCAGCGGCAUGAAGAUGAUCUAAGAAAUGUGGGACCAGUAGAUGCUCAAGUAUAUCUUGAAGAAAUGUGUUGGAACGAAGAUGAUAACUCUUUUUCUCUGAGUUGCCGAUGUGGUGGAAAAUACAGGGUUUCCAAGGAUGAAGCAGAAGAAGUUACCCUGAUUUCUUGUGAUACAUGUUCUUUAAUUAUAGAACUCCUUCAUUAUGGCUGAAAUUGUUCACUAAAUGAUCCUUUAACUCUGUAUUCAGACAUGUUGAAGAGAGCCCAUUCAAGUAAAUGUAUAAAGCUGAUAAAAAGAAGUAGGAUUCUUUUUUUUGGUCAGCUUUUAUUUGCAGAGAAAGUAUAAGACUGUCAAGCAAGGGCUACCCCAGAUUAACAGAAAAUUCAUUCAAUUAUUUAUAUGUAUUUAUACUUUCUAUUUAUAGAUCCCCCCCCCCCAAAGACUUGAAUUAUUAAGUUCUAUUUUGUGAAUUCCCAUCUGAGAACUUUGUUAUUUGGUCCAUUUUCUCCUUGGUGUAAAAUAAGAAUUUUCCUUUUCUUUAAGUCUGUCUCUUCUUAUAAUGGGUCACAGUAUUAUAAUGUUCCUUUAUAGUUACUGGGUUUCUGAAGUAAACAUGACAUUUCUAGCUGCUAAAGUUACAGGCCUAUUGUACAAGUAUCUCAAAGUCUCAAGUCAUUAAGAUUAAACUGUAAUCUUUGUAAAUAACAUGUGAGCCUAGUACUCCCAUAAUGAGGGCUGGAUAUGGAUAUUCAUGAAGUUAUUUCAAAGUUGAUAAAGAAGGUGAAAUGACAACUUUAGAAAAGAGAGCUUUUGGAGUAAAGACUUGACUCCAGUCCUGGCAACUCUAUUUCCAGAUUCUUCAUGUGGCUACAUUAAAGGGAAUAAAGUUUAAACAAUGCCAUCUUCAACUUUAAAUGUAACUUAGGAAUGGUAGCUCGAAAAAAUAAUAAUAAUCUGAAACUGUCACAUUACUUCCUUUUUUAUUUCAAAGUACUAAGUAUUAAUUCCUGUAUUUAAGAAUAAGGAACCAUUGCAUUGCUGGUAUGAACAAAUGGACUUUUAUAAUGUUAUUAUUGAUUAUAAUGGAUUUUAUUUUUCUCUGUAUUUGAUACUCUAUAUACAGUAUAAGUCAGGAAUCAUUUUAAAAGAUUGAGGUAUCCUUUAUGGGAUCACUGGAACUGUAAUUUCAAAAGAGUGAACCAAGUAUGUGACUUAGCAGGUUUUUAUUGGUUGAAUUCAUGGUAUUACUGGUUUGGACUUGAAAGACUAGUUAUUACUCUGAUGCGUAAAUGUAGCAAAAGUAUGAGGCACAGUCAAGAAAAGAUUACUUUUAUUAUAAUUAUUAAACCAAAAAUUCAGAAGUGAGGUGGUCAUCCAGGUUUUUUCCCUAAAAAUAUUUUUAUAUCUAUCAUAAAUGUUAGAUUUCUUUUCUUGGAUUACAUUUCUAUCCAUAUAUUUGGAACUAAUAGCACUUACAAUAUGUAUUGUUUAUUCUUCCAUAUAACAAUUACAAAUGACUAAAACUAAGUAGCAAAUAGUUUGUUAGUUAAGUACAUGGAUUCAGGGGCAAUAAUAAAUUCACUUGGAGAGAAUAAUCAAAAGAAUAAAUGCUUGCUAAUCAUCAGAAAAUCGGUGGCCAUUAGGGCUGUCACGGAGAAAUCCAAAAUCACUCAGAGGCCAAAUCUGUAAAAUUGAAAUGUGAUUGAAGACAGUUAAUGAAAGUGUUACAUCAUCAUCAUUCCUUUUAUUCAUCCCUUUUCUCUGUGCAAUGUAAUUAAACACUUUCUCCUUAUUUUUAGUCAAGAACAAAUUUUCUAUACAAAAUGAGACUUUACAAAGUAAAUUUGUAUGUGUAUAUGUAUUUAAACUCUAAACUUUGGAACACUGAUAUGUUAUACAAGAAUUUAUAUGUUAUGUGGUAUAUGAAUGUAUUAUGUGUGUCUGUGGGUUUUUUUUAACUACCCUCAAAGUUAACUCUAAACCCAAGGAUUUAAGUAUAACCUCUGCGUAAGUAAAGAAUCCUGCAGAUUAUCCAAUAGCAUUCAUGUGUUUUUCUUCUUACUGCUGUGUUAAAAAGGAGGAGCCAGUGAAAAUAAUCAUCUUUCCUAAGAGUCCUACAUUUAUUAUAACCGUGUACAUAACUGGGAUAUCCCCACUUAGCAGUGUAGUUUGACUACACUGCUCUUCUGCAAAUGCAUACUUAUGUCCAAGAUAGAAUAUAGUUGUACAAGUUGUAUGAGGAAGAAUUACAUUCUGGAGAUAUAAAUUAAAGGCUUCUUAUAGCUAAGGUUAUUUGAACUUUAUUAUUCAAACAAUUACUCUUAAUUACCUGUCUCAGUAGGGAAAAAGGUAAUGUUAAUAGCUACGAAGGCCAGCAUGUUCAUAAAAUGUAGCUGCUGUAACAGUUAAGUCCAUUGACAGCCUGAAUAUUUCAAAGCUCAUUUUGAAAGAAAAUAUUUUUCUUCCAGCUCAGAGAAGAAAACCUACAUUUUAACCAGAAAAUAAUACCUUAAAAAAGAUUCGUCCUCUUAUUAGUCCAUAUGGAAUAGGUCCAUAAUAUCUGGAAUCUGUAGAAUUCUGUAGAUUAUCACCUUCUAACCAAACAUGACCUGUUGGCACCUAGAUUUAGAGAAGAAAACAGCCCAUUUAAAAAAACAAACAAAAAACUAAAUAUGGUAAUAGGGAGAAAUGUCUUAAAGUUCUUGUUUAUAAAACACAUACCCUAUGAUUUGUAUUUUUGCUUUUAUUUUGUGCACAAUAAAAUAUCUUUUAUUAAAUACCAGUAAUGUUAAGGUUUUGUCAUUUUAAAAGACCUAUCUUUUUUGCCACAUGGUUCCCAAACAUUAAUUUGUUACACAAACCCCAAACUGAGGUUAUAAGAGAUCAAAACAGUGUGACAGGGUCAUUAAUUUAAUAGACUUCAAAAGAGGUCAUUAGGAUGCUGACUGAAAAUGUGCCCUCCUGUCUCUAAAACAGCAUAAGCAGGGCAGCCACUCACUCAGCAACAUCCUGGGGCCAGUACCAAGGCCAGACCUAUUAGAGUGCUCAUGAUGAACUAAAUGGUAAUUGAUUGUGACAUCAAUUACAAAUAAUCUCAUCAUUUUAUUGGAGUGGGCUUGUCAGAAUUCUAAUUAAGAUCCCUGUUCUGCCUUUGUACAGGCCAUAUCUUCAAUGCAUUAUACUUCAAUAAUGACCAUCAGGAACUAGAAGGACUUAUUAUAAAAUCAUCAGUUGUAAAAUUAAUGAUGGUGACCUUCUACUAAAUCAAAGACCCUAUCUCCUAUAUUGUCCUACGUACUAACUGGUAAAUAAUGUUUACAAUUUUACUCAAUGUAAACCAUAAAAAUAUUUAGAACAUAACAUGUUAACUUAAAAAAAAUGAGCUCUGUGAAAUGAAAUAUUUGCCCAUUAAAAAAUUACUCUGCAGCAAUAAUCCUUAAAGUAGCACUUUACAAUACAAGUUAUUUUAUAGUUUCUUUUACCCCAGAAAACUUGAAUUACUGACCAGACCGAGAUGAUCUACUGGGAAGGAAUUUAUUUUCACUUUUCUUUUGACUAGCUUUUUAUGACUUGGGAACUUUACAUGAAGAAAAAUACUCCUAUUGGGUUAAAUAAGAAAUGACUGCAAAUUUUCAAAAUGUUACAAAUUACUGCUUUUUAUUUAUUUAUUUAUUAAAUUUUUUAUUUUCCAAAUUACUGCUUUUUAAAGACUUUAUUUUUUAGAGUAGUUUUAGGCUAACAGCACAAUUUCCCUCCCAUCUCCUGCCCCCAAACAUUCAUGACCUUCCCCACUAUUGGCAUCCCCUACCACAGUGCUGUAUAUUUGUUAUACUUGGUGAACCCACAUCAAUAUCAUAAUCACCCAAAGUCCAGAGUUAAUUUAGGGUUCACUCUUGAUGUUGAACAUUCAAUGGGCUUGGACAAAUGUAUGACAAGUGUCCACCACUGUAGUAUCAUAGAAUAUUUUCACUGCCCUAAAAACCUUGUGUGAACCUUGUGUGAGCUGCCUUAUUCGUGUCUUCCCCCCCCCUACCUCCUAUAUUACCUUUUGGAAAAAUAAAUGUAUACAAGCAUGUAAAAGAUGAAUUUCACUUUGUAGCAGAGAUUAUAUAAUUUUGGAAUGUCUUAUGUAGGAAUAUUUGUUCAAAACAAAUCAAUUAUUUUAACUACAUACACUUAAAUGUUAAAUCUAUUUGUAGAGAAAAAUUUCCUGAAAGAGUAUCAGAUGCUGUAAGAUCACUUAUUUUCCCCCCCACUAUUAGUGGAACCAGUUAUAGGGCUAAGAGCAAGACUAAUUCGUAUCUGUUUAAGUGGAUUUAUGGAUUUAUGUGCAAUGAACCUUAAUAUUGUUCAGGUAGAAAAAUGAAUCCAUCUCAGAUCAUAGAUGAAAAAAAAAAAAAACCACCC
Mustela erminea (ermine) is the source of this 4784-nucleotide messenger RNA. RefSeq names its product DnaJ heat shock protein family (Hsp40) member C24 (gene DNAJC24). Lineage: Eukaryota; Metazoa; Chordata; Mammalia; Carnivora; Mustelidae. Gene Ontology annotation, biological process: positive regulation of ATP-dependent activity. Gene Ontology annotation, molecular function: ferrous iron binding; ATPase activator activity. The coding region runs from base 138 to 587 and encodes 149 amino acids. The transcript has 5 exons. The record is from RefSeq and is a predicted model, not a curated record.